Capsicum annuum is the source of this 2088-nucleotide messenger RNA. RefSeq names its product pentatricopeptide repeat-containing protein At2g44880. Bases 1 to 1812 code for a protein of 603 amino acids. The transcript has a single exon. The record is from RefSeq and is a predicted model, not a curated record. Gene Ontology annotation, biological process: RNA modification. NCBI's taxonomy places the organism in Eukaryota, Viridiplantae, Streptophyta, Magnoliopsida, Solanales, Solanaceae. Gene Ontology annotation, molecular function: protein binding; RNA binding.
AUGAAUGAUGGAAAAAACUUUGGGCUACGGAACACAAUAGAGAGAAAAUGCCAUGUUUUGCUCCAACAGAGGAACUCCAAGGCCACCCUUCUCUGUAUUCACGCCAUAAUUCUUCGAAACGCCGUCGAGAAUAAGGUGAGGCUCCUCACCAAGCUCAUUUCCAGCUUCUCCGUCAGCGACCCAGCUGCUGGAAUCAGCCAUGCACGCCAUAUGUUUGAUAAAAGUCUCCAAAAGGAUGACACUUUCCUCUGUAACACAAUGAUAAAAUCUCAUAUGGGUGUUGGUCAAUUCGCCGAAUCAACACUUCUGUAUAGAGAUUUACUAAGAAAGACUAGUUUUGAACCCGAUAAUUACACGUUUUCGAGCCUUUCCAAGUGUUGUGGUGCAAGAUUAGUGUUGUGGGAAGGCUUGGAAAUCCAUAAUCAUGUGUUGAAAUGUGGGUUUGGUUCGAAUUUGUUUGUGGCGACUUCGUUGGUUGAUAUGUAUGGGAAGUUUGGUGAAAUGGCUUUUGCUAGGAAGUUGUUUGAUGAAAUGCCCCAGAGAAGUCCAGUCUCGUGGACAGCUUUAAUUGGGGGUUAUUUGAAGUGUGGAUCUACGGGUAUUGCUGAAGGACUUUUCAAUGCAAUGCCUGAGAAAGAUGUAGCUGCAUUUAAUGUGAUGAUUGAUGCUUACGUGAAGAAAGGAGAUAUGCUGUCAGCAAAUAGAUUGUUUGAGGCAAUGCCGGAGAGAAAUGUGAUUUCUUGGACUAGUAUGAUUGAUGGGUACUGCAGUAAUGGUAACGUAAGCGAAGCGAGGGUGUUAUUUGAUGCAAUGCCAGUAAGGAAUUUGUUCUCUUGGAACGCAAUGAUUGGUGGAUACUGUCAAAACAAACAGCCGCAAGAGGCUUUGAAGUUGUUUCAUGAGUUGCAGAUGGAGGCGACAUUGCAGCCAGAUGGUGUCACUGUUGUUAGCGUGCUUCCAGCUAUUGCUGAUUUGGGUGCUUUAGAUUUGGGUAACUGGGUGAACCAGUAUGUGAAGAGGAAGAAAUUAGAUAGAUCUUCAAAUGUUUGCACUGCUUUGGUUGAUAUGUAUGCCAAGUGUGGGGAAAUUGCAAAAGCCAGGGAAUUUUUUGAUGAGAUAAAAGUAAAAGAGUCAUCAAGUUGGAAUGCUUUAAUUAAUGGGUUGGCGGUCAAUGGAUCUGCUAAAGAAGCGUUGGAGGUGUUUGAGGAGAUGAAGAAUAAAGGAUAUGAGCCGAAUGAGAUUACUAUGCUUGGUGUUUUGUCAGCUUGCAACCAUGGUGGAUUGGUGGAAGAAGGCAAGAAAUGGUUUGUAGAGAUGGAGAACUAUGGGCUCACUCCGCAAAUUGAGCACUACGGCUGUCUGGUUGAUCUCUUGGGGAGAUCAGGGUGUUUGGAGGAAGCUGAAAACUUGAUCGGGACCAUGCCAUAUGAGGUCAAUGGAAUAAUAUUGAGUUCCUUUCUAUUUGCCUGUGGUUAUGCCAAAGAUGUUCCAAGGGCUGAAAAGUUCAAGAAAAAGGCAAUUGAGAUGGAACCGUGGAAUGAUGGGAUCUACAUUAUGUUAAGGAACAUGUAUGCCACUGAUAAGAGGUGGAGUGAUGUUGAAGACAUUAAGGGGCGGAUGAGGAGAGAAGGGGCAAAAAAGGAGGCAGGUUGCAGUACCAUUGAAGUUAAUGGUAUGGUUUGUGAAUUUGUAGCUGGGGAUAAAAUACAUGCACAGUGUGAGGAAAUACAUCUUCUAUUGGAGCAUUUGCUGUUGUACAUGAGAGGUCUGGAUACACCUUAUAGUAAUGAUAUUGGAUUGGCUGAAUUUUGAAUGAUGACUAUCUAGCCAAUACUACGUGUUUCACGGCUUGUAUAUACUGCUGCUUUCCCUCAUAUCUCAGAUGUCAGCCUUGAGGUUAAAGAUACAUGCACGACAAUUGAAAUGGGCACAAAGACCACCAUCUAUAUACGGAGACAUGAUAAUCACCUGAACUUCCCGGGAAAGGAGUUGGUGCGGUUGUAGUGUGUAGAAUUUAUCCUUGUUAAGAGCGUAUUUAUAAGCUAAAGUUGUGAACCUCAGACUGAAGAUCAAGAGAAAAUUAGUACA